GUAAAUUUUCUAGGGAAAAGAUACUAUCUUCAUUUAACUUUCUAAGGUUAUAUAAAUAAGAAAAAUAACCUUAGAAGCUAGAAAGAAAUGCGUAAGUAUAAUGAGCCUUUACCAACACGGCAAUCAAGGUCAGGAACACGCGAUAGUACGCGAAGCAAACAACCACCGAGAAAAUUCCGGAUAUCAAAGAUACAUAGUAUCGUUUCAUACCGGAGUAAUCCAUUUACUGAGGAAUCGGAGUAUCUGCUUCGGUGGAUCACACCGAAGAAUGCAUGGGCACAAGAACACCCGCCAUUAUCAUGGCAUACGCUGGAACAACUGUCGUCGUGUCUCAGCAUAUUACAGGACUAUCUACAGCGCCAAGUCGACAUUCAAUCGGCUAGCAGUAGAAAAAUCUCGCCUACCGCAGAAUUGCAUCACAGCGUCGCGAUUUACAAUGGAGAGUUUGUAGAAAUAUCUGAACAGGUACACUGUAUAUCAUCUCAGUCACCUGAUGUGUCCACUUUAGAAUUGAGGAAUAUUCCCCCUCCACAAGAACUCACAAUACUCCAUCGUCGACAAGCGGAAUUGGCAAUCAGGGCAGAGUUUCAACGCCGUCUCAAGCAGAUCCGAGGCCCACCAAUUACGAUCAGUAACACGGUAGAUGCGACAACACCGUCCCUAAAGUUUGAAUUCAUAGAAGAAUACAAGAUUCGGCCCGGUGUCCAUCGCGCAGAUGAAGCGACUAUAACAGGUUGCCAAAGCUGUUCGCCCAAGAUGGGUAGAGGUAUCGGGUGCGAAUACACUAAGAAGUGUGAAUGCCUGGAAUACGCCCUCGUCAACGAGAAGAACUUGGACGAUAAGCAGCGGGAGUUAUAUGCAAAGAUCCAGGAAACGCGUGAGGGUAGCACAAUGGGCAUGCCGAAGAAGUUUCCUUACUAUGUUACUGGAUCGUACAGGAACGGGUGCCUCGUUAGCUUCUAUUUAGACAGUCGACACCCGAUUUAUGAAUGUAAUCAGAACUGUGCCUGCGGCCCGGGUUGCAAAAAUCGUAAAGUUCAACAUGGUCGCAAGGUGCGCCUAGAGAUCUUCAAGACGGAGACUCGGGGCUGGGGGUUACGGGCUCUAGAAAAGCUGGUUCGCGGUACUUUCAUCGAUACAUACCGUGGAGAGGUCAUCACGGAUAAAGUAGCCUCGGCGCGCGAAGCGAAAGGAGACCGAUCGAAAGCGAGCUAUCUAUAUGAACUAGACAAGUUCAAAGAAAGCCAAGGCAUCCCUCAAGAAGAUAUAUAUGUUGUAGAUGGGCAAUUCUUCAGUGGGCCGACCCGUUUCAUGAAUCACUCUUGCGAGCCGAAUUGCAAGCAGUACACGGUCUCUUACAAUAAGCAUGAUUAUCGCAUAUACGACAUCGCUCUCUUUGCGUAUAGAGAUAUUGAGCCUCUCGAAGAGCUCACAUUCGACUACCAAGACAAAGACGAGGAGGAAGAAGAAGACGAUGAAAUGGACAUCGAAUUCUCACAGGCAGAGUCUGAAGAGAAAGUUCCCUGCAACUGUGGUGCAAAGAAGUGCAGGAAGUGGUUGUGGAUCUAAGCAAUAUGAGUGACCUACUCUUAUCAGCAGGGACUGCGAAUGUGUCAAUAGGUUCGAGGAAGAACGCUAAGAGGAAGUAUGCUCGGAGGAAGAAUCCAAGCCCAGAUCUUGGCUUUCAAACGUGGACAAGAUAUAGCACGAUUGGGAUCGGUCCGAUAACUUCCUGUCAUCUCAGGUCAGUCGGCAAAGUGCGUGUCGUCCAGCAUGUUUAGCCUUCUUCGCAAACCCGAAUGUUAGCUGACG
Molecule: messenger RNA, 1812 nt
Organism: Pseudovirgaria hyperparasitica
Lineage: Eukaryota; Fungi; Ascomycota; Dothideomycetes; Acrospermales; Acrospermaceae
Product: SET domain-containing protein
Exons: 6
Coding region: 88-1569 (493 amino acids)
Cellular component (GO): nucleus
Molecular function (GO): protein binding; zinc ion binding; histone methyltransferase activity
Source: RefSeq, a predicted model, not a curated record